This is a messenger RNA of Histoplasma mississippiense, 414 nucleotides long. RefSeq lists its product with no specific name. Bases 1 to 414 code for a protein of 137 amino acids. The record is from RefSeq and is a predicted model, not a curated record. The transcript is spliced from 3 exons. Lineage: Eukaryota; Fungi; Ascomycota; Eurotiomycetes; Onygenales; Ajellomycetaceae.
AUGGCACAAACCCCACCAACCACAGUCCGUCUUCCGCGACUCUUCAUCACCAACUCCGCCCACCAAGCUUGCUAUCAACGAGCAAUCCCGAACACAACAUCGCCUACGAUCCAGCCCAGAAUGCCCUCCAGAGAAGCAACGCAUGCCGGGUCCUGGUACUCAGACCACGAGCCAACCCUCUCGAGCCAGCUGGAGAAAUGGCUUGCUCAGGUCCCAGACGAGCUGCCUGGCAUCGGCCGACUCCCCAUUGCGGGAGCUAGAGUCAUCAUUGCACCUCACGCUGGUUACGCAUACUCUGGACCGUGUGCUGCAUGGGCUUAUAAGGCGCUGGACCUCUCCAAAGCGAAAAGCAUCUUCCUCCUCGGCCCCUCUCACCACCACCACCUCUCACAGGCCUCGCCCUCCCGCAACUAA